Hydractinia symbiolongicarpus is the source of this 524-nucleotide messenger RNA. RefSeq names its product ribonuclease P protein subunit p14-like. The coding region runs from base 222 to 515 and encodes 97 amino acids. The transcript has a single exon. Lineage: Eukaryota; Metazoa; Cnidaria; Hydrozoa; Anthoathecata; Hydractiniidae. The record is from RefSeq and is a predicted model, not a curated record.
UGUUAUAUCCAGCUAGCUAAAUAAUUAUGAAAGUGUUUUGAGGGGUAAUACUUUAGUAAAAUAACGUAAUUUGGGUCAAUGUAAAUAAAACUAAGUAGUUUUAAACUUAAGAUUUAGUGUUUGCAAAAAUAAAACAUUCUUGCUCUCUAAUCUAUCUAAUACUCCCUGGAGUUGCAUUACAUUUUGUUGUUCCUUUCAAGAAAAAAUAUACACAUGGAGGAAUGGUGCGACAAAGAAAAAUCAGUGGAUUAACAUUUGCACAUCUUAAAGUAACAUUUGCUGCUCAAGCGCUGUGUUCUUUGACACAGAUAGAAUUCGAAUCUGCAAUAUUUUCUGCAUUAGACGCAUUACAUGGUCAUGUUGGGGCAGCUAUUAACUUUUCAGUUGAUGCCUAUACCGACUGUCUUGCUGAGAUCUCGGUAAGGGAAGAUGAACUUACCAAAUUCUGGAGUGCACUAACAUUAUAUGGGUUUCAUGAAAAUAAACGAUGUAUGUUUACAGUAAAAAAGCUCUAGCAUCUGUCA